Molecule: messenger RNA, 2873 nt
Organism: Leptopilina heterotoma
Lineage: Eukaryota; Metazoa; Arthropoda; Insecta; Hymenoptera; Figitidae
Product: rhodopsin-like
Exons: 9
Coding region: 334-1566 (410 amino acids)
Biological process (GO): phototransduction; visual perception; G protein-coupled receptor signaling pathway
Cellular component (GO): membrane
Molecular function (GO): G protein-coupled receptor activity
Source: RefSeq, a predicted model, not a curated record
CGUAAAUCAUUUCAUAUGAAUAAUUGUUCACAUCUUAAAAAGGUAACAUUCUUUUUUUCAAGUUUCAUCUUUCCUUUUUUUAAUUCUGAAACUAAUUUGAAUAUUUCAUAAUACACAUGAUUCAAACAGUCAAUUUCUAUAUUUUUCGUCAACUAAAUAGACAAUAUUGCCAGCUUCUAUUCACAAUUUAAAAAAUUGUUUAAUUAUUCAAAUAAAAUAAGAAUUUAUUACACAGUGUCCGAAGAUUCAGAAGGAACAUUCAAAAAAUUGAAUCCAAACGUAGAAAAAGAAAAUUAGUGAUUCACCCAGUAAUAUAAGAAGAAUCUUACGGCGAUGGAAACUUAUCCUCAUAUCAUUAGACAUAAUUCCAACAGCAGUUCUUCUUUUGGAUUUGAAGUACUAUCUGAAUAUGAAUUGCCAAAGUCUGCAUCGGAAGUAUUUACAAAUUACUUUGCUACAACAUUGGGACCACAGGUUGCAAGACAGUUUAUGCGUUUUAACAAUCAAACAGUUGUUGACAAAGCAACCGAAGACAUGCUGCACUUAGUUGAUCCAUUCUGGUAUCAAUUUCCACCUCUAAAUCCUUUAUGGUAUUUAUGCUUAGGCCUUGUGAUUUUGGUAUUAGGAAUUAUAGGAGUGUGUGGAAAUUUCGUCGUUGUGUACAUCUUUCUACUGACUCCAUCUAUGAGGACGCCGAGUAACCUCCUCGUUAUUAAUUUAGCCUUCUCUGAUUGUGUGAUGAUGUUUAUUAAUUGUCCUCCAAUGGUGAUCAGUUCUUACUAUCAAACUUGGGUUUUAGGUCCUUUGUUCUGUGAAAUAUAUGCGAUGUUUGGAUCGUUAUGCGGUUGUGCUUCGAUUUGGACAAUGACAGCUAUUGCUUACGAUCGCUAUAACGUAAUUGUUAAGGGCAUGUCCGGCACACCGCUUACAAUAGCAAGAGCGUUAAUUCAAAUUGUCAUCAUAUGGCUGUUUGGACUUCUUUGGGCUAUAUUACCCAUGGUGGGAUGGAACAGGUACGUUCCUGAAGGUAAUUUAACAGCAUGUGGAACGGAUUAUUUGGCUAACGAUUGGGGUUCGAGAUCAUAUAUUUUAGUGUACUCGUUUUUUGUGUACUACAUGCCACUAUUCACCAUCAUUUACAGUUACUAUUUCAUUGUGUCUACAGUAGCAGCUCACGAACAAGCAAUGAGAGAACAAGCUAAGAAGAUGAACGUUGCUUCUUUGCGAUCUGGAGAACAAUCUGGUGAAAGUGCAGAAAUAAAACUAGCAAAGGUUGCUCUAACAACAAUUGGUUUAUGGUUUAUGGCCUGGACACCAUAUUUAGUAAUUAAUUAUAUUGGAAUAUUCAACAAGGGUCUUCUCACACCAUUAUUUACAAUUUGGGGUUCUCUAUUCGCUAAAGCUAAUGCUAUUUACAAUCCGAUUGUCUACGGUAUAAGUCAUCCGAAAUACAGAGCUGCUCUCAAAGAAAGACUACCUUUCUUCGUUUGUGGAGAAACAGGCGACGGAGCACCAGCUGCAAAAGCUCCUGCUGCUGACACUGUCUCAACGAACAGCAAAGCAUAGAAAUAAAAUAUCAAACCUUAGUAACCUAUUUUAAUAUUCAAUGGAAAAGAAAGUAUUCAUCAAAGUGGUUUCGUAUAUUGGGAGUUUGCGAACACUCCCAAUACGAUUUCGCCAAUGCUUUUUGUUCGCGUUGAAUUCUAUCUUCUUUCUGUCCUGGUGGCAAGUGAACUAACUAAAAAAUACCAUUAGUAAGAAAAAGAUGGUCAUAUCUCUCUCUCCUUUUCUUGCUAAUGGCAUUUUUAGUUUGUCCACUUGCCACCAGAAUUAUCUUAGACAGAAAAUAAUAUGGACCGAGUAGACGAUAUUGAGGAAAACCACCUAAUACGGUUCGGAAAAAAAUUAAAUUAGGAGUUCGUUUACCCCCAAUACGAAACGGCUCUGCCAAAUACUUUCUUUUUUACUGGGAACAUUUGGUUACAUUUGUUUACAAGUUAAAAAGAAUUAAUUACUAUUCAAUUAAUUUAAAUGAAACUCCCAACUAUUGCUAAAUAGGGUAAGUGCAUCUGUUACGGCGAGUUUUUAAUAAUUCGAUUAUUAAUUAAUUAUUCAUUAUUUAUUUUAGUUUUAAUUGUUGUUUUAUUAUUUAAAUAACAUUAGUUUUUAGUUUAAUAAAGACGUAAAUUGACUUCUUUCAUUAUAAAUAUUGAAUUUUCUAUUUCAAAAGUAUCAAUAUAGUUCUGAACCGCGCCGUAACUAAGUGUACAUUUACCCUACGUGUAAAAUAAUAUAAAUUACUCUAAUUUUGUAUUCACUGAAAUCAUAGCUCAUAAACGCUAAAAUCAUUUUUACAAGUUAGCAGUUUGUAUUACAUAUAUAUAUAUAAGAACGUGUAAAAAGUAAUCUUUAAAAGAUUUGUCAAAUUGAUUGAGGGAAAAGUUUUUACAUUGUCGAUAUUACUGGAUUAAUUAAAUUAAUCACCUCAUAUAUACAUUAGAUAUUUAUUUAAAUCAAUGCAUUCUAAAAUAUUUAGUAUUUAUUAAUUUAUAUCCCAAAUUAUUAUCUAUAAUAUAAAUAAUAAUUCCAAUAUACAUGCAAGCUUACUUUUAUGUUUUUCUGUCUAUAUUUCUUAAUAAAUUUUUAACUCCAACUUCGAUAAUUGUUAAGAAAAAUUUAUAUUCCUUACAAAUUUUUCUCUCAGACUAUAGAGUUUAGAAUUUGUCAUAAACUACGGCAUUCCUUAUGUUAUAGAGGGGGGUGAAAUUAUUAGCUCAAGAUCCAUUCUUUUAUGAAUAAUAUAUGUAUUUAAAAUUUUUUCAAAUAUAUGUAAUAUUUAUUUUUCUCUAAUUAUAUAAUAAUAAAUACUUCCA